This is a messenger RNA of Daldinia caldariorum, 828 nucleotides long. Its product is annotated as P-loop containing nucleoside triphosphate hydrolase protein. The coding region runs from base 1 to 828 and encodes 275 amino acids. The record is from RefSeq and is a predicted model, not a curated record. The transcript is spliced from 5 exons. NCBI's taxonomy places the organism in Eukaryota, Fungi, Ascomycota, Sordariomycetes, Xylariales, Hypoxylaceae.
AUGUCUCGCCGAAUCGAUCGACUUCCAACGCCGACCCAUGUCGAACCUAAGAAGCUGAUAGUGCUAAGCGCACCUAGGACUGGUACUCAUGGCCUCUACCUGGCUUUGAAGCGCCUGGGCUUCAAGCCGUUUCAUAUGGCCGAAAUCAUCAAGGCCGGGCCGGAGCAAGUAGAACUUCUGAACGACGGGCUCUACGCUGAGAUGUUCCACGAGGGCAAACCAUAUGGCCGUGCAGAGUUCGACAAAUGGUUCGCCGACUAUGACAUAAUUAUAGAGAUGCCUUUCUUCAUGUUACGCUCGACGUUGGAAGCCUACCCAGACGCCAAAUUCCUCCUGACGGAACGGAAUCCGGACAAGUGGGCGAAGUCAUUCGAAAACACAGUCGGCAUGAUGGCCGAGAAAUUAACGAGCUUUCCGAUGUCCGUCUUCAAAUACUUUGAUGCGUUCGCCUACCACAUGGCUCGAAUGGGCACAGUGGUACUUAAUUACUACACCAACGGAUGCGGUCUGACGCCAGAAGGGCAUAAAAACCUGAUGAAUAACUACAGCAACUAUAUCGCGGAAGUAAAGCGUCUUGUCCCACCAGAGCAGCUGAAAGUUUGCAAACUCGAGGAUGGGUUCGGAUGGGAUGAAAUCUGCCCGUACCUAGGCGUCCCGGUACCUGACGAAAAGUGGCCGUCACUUAACACACCAGAAGAGUUUGGCGAAAUCGCUAAUCCGAAGGUGAAGAACGCAUUUAUGAAGGGCAUGUUCGGUACAACAUCCAUCAUAGCCCCCAUCGUCGCUGCGGGUGUCUGGUUUUUGAAAAGUAGAAAGCUGUCUCUUUGA